AGAGAAAGGAAAGGGUUAAGUUAAAGAGAAAGAGGGAGAUAGAGAUAGAGGGGUGUGGACACAGAGAGAUUUAUUUCCACAGCUGGCAGUAAAGCUUCUGCCCCGCACUCACUUUAGUGCUGUGGUUUUGAAGGGGGCAAGAGAGGGACUAUAAAGAGAGAAACAAAACGAGAAAGUGGAGGAAUAAAGAGAUAAAAUGGAUACCUUGGCUUUAGAGGCCACGCAGCCCAAAAAGGCUCCGAACGGAGCAGUGCCCACAACACACACCCCUGCCAAACGCAAACCUGCUAAAAAAACUAAGAAAGCUGUGGUCUUUUUUGAGGUGGAGAUUCUGGACGCCAAGACGAAGGACAAGCUCUGCUUCCUGGACAAGGUUGAGCCCAAUGCCACUAUCGGGGAAAUCAAAUCCAUGUUCCACAAGAAUCAUCCACAGUGGUAUCCGGCCAGACAGUCCAUUCGCUUGGAUCCCAAGGGGAAAUCAUUGAAGGAUGAAGACGUGCUGCAGCACCUGCCUGUGGGAACAACAGCAACCUUCUACUUCAGAGACCUGGGAGCCCAGAUCAGCUGGGUCACGGUGUUUCUGACGGAGUAUGCCGGACCUCUGCUGAUUUAUCUGAUGUUUUACUUCCGAGUUCCGUUUAUUUAUGCUUCUAAAUAUGACUUCACCACCAGCAAACACUGGGUCGUACAUUUGGCAUGUAUGUGUCACUCCUUCCACUACGUUAAGAGACUUCUAGAAACACUGUUCGUCCAUCGCUUCUCCCAUGGGACAAUGCCGCUCCGCAACAUCUUCAAGAACUGCACAUACUACUGGGGAUUUGCUGCUUGGAUGGCGUACUACAUCAACAACCCGCUCUACACACCACCAAUCUAUGGAGAACAGCAGAUCAGACUCGCCCUUAUUGUAUUCCUGUUCUGUCAGAUUGGAAACUUCUCCAUCCAUAUUGCCUUGAGAAAUCUCCGACCACCAGGAUCUAAAACCAGGAAGAUCCCGUACCCGACUAAAAACCCCUUUACCUGGAUCUUUCUGCUUGUCUCGUGCCCCAACUACACUUAUGAGUUGGGCUCAUGGCUGGGCUUCACUCUGAUGACCCAGUGUCUGCCCGUGGCGUUCUUCACCCUGGUGGGCUUCAUCCAGAUGACUGUUUGGGCGAAAGGAAAGCACCGCAGCUACCUGAAGGAGUUCCGUGACUAUCCCAAACUCCGCUCACCAAUUCUGCCCUUUGUCCUGUAGGACAGUCAUGCAGUAUUCCUCAUCUUUUAACCCUUUCUUUUACCUUUCUCUCUAUCAUCCCUCUUUUAUACUGUAU
This is a messenger RNA of Myxocyprinus asiaticus (Chinese sucker), 1310 nucleotides long. RefSeq names its product very-long-chain enoyl-CoA reductase-like. The coding region runs from base 197 to 1234 and encodes 345 amino acids. Lineage: Eukaryota; Metazoa; Chordata; Actinopteri; Cypriniformes; Catostomidae. The record is from RefSeq and is a predicted model, not a curated record. Gene Ontology annotation, biological process: very long-chain fatty acid biosynthetic process. Gene Ontology annotation, molecular function: oxidoreductase activity, acting on the CH-CH group of donors. The transcript is spliced from 11 exons.